UUUGGCCAUUUCCAUUUUGACUCCAUUUUCUUCUCACCUUCACUCUUUUUCAUCUUUUCCCCAACGGGCAACUGUUUUCCCUAAACUCAAAUUCUAAGGGGCAUUUUGGUAAAUUACUCACCUGAUAGCUCCCCUUCUGAGUUCUGAGUGUGAGUGAUGGCAACUACCGACCUGUAAUCCCAAAACAACAAUCCAAAGAACGACGGUGUCCUUCCGAGUGAAAUUUCCGGAAGUGGGCGAUUGAUUAAUUGUUUUUUCUGUUUUGAUUUCACUUUUUUCAACAUCGAAACUGUAAAGCAAAGCUGAAAUGGAACGUGGGUCGAACUCAGAAUCGACCAAUAAAGCAGAUAAACAAAAGGGUAAAAAAUUGGGUUCGAAAAUCGAGCCAUUUGUAACACAAGGAGACCACAAUGCAAGAGAUUUGAGAUCUUGGGCCAAGAGAACCGGCUUUGUUUCUAUUUUUUCCGGCGAAGUUGGGACUUCGAGAGGUAGGAGUAGUACGAACAGAGAUGGGUUUCGUGGAGAGAGCGGCGGAGGUUCAAUGUCUCCGAAGAUUGAAAGCGAUCCUGUUCAGGCAACAACUAGGAACAGAAGCUUCGAAAUCGAACCGGAUUCAAACAGGAAUAGAAACAAUAGUGAAGCCGAUCCCAUUUUACCAGAAAGGGGGGAAAAUGAAAGAGGAAACACCGAAGCUUCUGCAAAUUGGAAUAACGGUGAGCAUAAUAAGAUAGACGAUGAAUAUGUUGGUAAACACGAAUCUAUUGAUAUAACAUAUCCUGGAGGUAAAGGAGAAUCGGAAUGGAAUCAACCAGAGAUGAAGUAUGGAAUUAGAGACAACCCUGGUUUUGCAUCCCUCAUCUAUUAUGGUAUGCAGCACUAUCUUUCACUCGCUGGUUCACUAAUUUUCAUCCCCUUGAUCAUUGUCCCAGCCAUGGGUGGAACCGAUAAGGAUACAGCGACAGUGAUUUCCACAAUGAUGCUGGUUUCGGGUUUAACAACAAUAUUACACUCAAACUUUGGGACACGACUCCCAUUGGUUCAAGGGAGUUCAUUCGUCUUUUUGGCUCCAGCUUUAGUCAUAAGUAAUUCUCAUGAGUACCGAAAUCUUACCCAAAAUAAAUUUAGACAUAUAAUGAGGGAACUACAAGGCGCUAUAAUUGUUAGUUCGAUCUUUCAAUGCAUAUUAGGAUUCAGCGGUUUAAUGUCCUUGUUCCUAAGAUUGAUAAACCCGGUUGUGGUUGCACCUACUAUUGCUUCCAUAGGGUUGGCAUUUUUCAGCUAUGGUUUCCCUCAAGCUGGAAGUUGCAUUGAGAUCAGUCUUCCUCAAAUACUAUUAGUGCUUAUUUUUUCUCUGCACCUUCGCGGAGUAUCUAUACUAGGGCAUCGAGUAUUUCAAAUAUACUCUGUUCCUUUGAGCAUAGGAAUUGUAUGGGUGUACGCGUUUUUCUUGACAGCUGGAGGAGCAUACAACUACAAAGGAUGUAACUCCGACAUUCCAAACUCCAAUAUGUUAAAUGAUUCUUGCAUUAAACAUGCAUAUACAAUGAAACAUUGUAGAACUGAUGCAUCGAAUGCAUGGAAAACAGCUGAUUGGGUUAGGGUACCUUACCCUUUACAAUGGGGUAUCCCUAUAUUUAAUUUUAAAACCUCCAUUAUCAUGAUUAUUGUGUCCUUGGUGGCAUCUGUUGACUCAGUGGGAACAUAUUACUCAACAUCAACACGUGUGAAUUCAAAACCUCCUACACGUGGGAUUGUAAGUAGAGGAAUUGGAAUGGAAGGCUUUUGUAGUAUAUUAGCUGGGAUAUGGGGCACAGGAGGAGGGUCAACAACUUUGACCGAAAAUACACACACCAUUAAUAUCACAAACGUAGCUUCUAGAAGAUCCGUGGAGCUAGGUGCAGUUAUCUUAAUUAUCUUCUCUUUUGUAGGUAAAGUCGGAGCAAUUCUCGCAUCUAUACCACAAGCAUUGGCAGCUUCACUUUUGUGCUUCGUGUGGGCCCUAAUUACAGCAUUGGGAAUUUCAACAUUGAGAUAUACUCACACUAGAAGCUUCCGGAACAUUAUGAUAGUUGGUGUAUCAUUGUUUUUGGGGUUCUCUAUACCUGCGUAUUUUCAAAAUUAUUAUCAAGAAACCGCUUUCAUUCUACCUGGAUACUUAAUUCCUUAUUCAGCAGCAUCUGAUGGGCCAAUUCGCUCUGGAAAUGAACAAAUUGAUUUUAUAAUGAAUGCACUUUUAUCAAUGAACAUGGUGGUGACAUUCUUGGUGGCGAUAGUACUUGACAACACUGUAUCAAGUAGUCAAGAAGAACGUGGUGUGUACCUUUGGAGUGUUGUUGAGGAUUUGUCUGUAGAUCCAUCUUGUCUUGAUGAUUAUUCAUUACCAAAAAAGGUUUCUAAAGUUUUUGGGUGGGCGAAAUGUUUGGGUGCAUGAUGAACAGAUGAUAAGAUGAUACAUGUGUACAUUUUUAUAGACGAUUUGUUUGUUUAUUUAGUGUGUUUAAGGGAAGAGCUAAAUGUUUUGGGGUGUUUAUGUUGAAUUAUGUUGGCAUAAUCACCUAAAUAGGACGAAUGUGUUGUGCACUUUGUAUAAGAUCAUGUAAGUUUUAUUCGUUAGAAAUAGAAAAGUUACUCUUAGGGAGAUUUGAUUUAGUUGUA
This is a messenger RNA of Lactuca sativa (garden lettuce), 2655 nucleotides long. Its product is annotated as Xanthine/uracil permease family protein. Gene Ontology annotation, cellular component: membrane. Gene Ontology annotation, molecular function: serine-type endopeptidase activity; transmembrane transporter activity. Lineage: Eukaryota; Viridiplantae; Streptophyta; Magnoliopsida; Asterales; Asteraceae. Gene Ontology annotation, biological process: transmembrane transport. The record is from RefSeq and is a predicted model, not a curated record.